AUGUACCGUGAUUAUCGAUGAAAUGAAUUAAACGGGCCCGGUGUCUUGUUUUUUAGUACGAAAUUUAUUAACAUAAACUAACGCUGGGUUAACUAAUACAUUUUAAAUUGAUGAUUUAAUCUAAAUUAAUAUUUAAAACACGCGUUGCAUUCGAUUUAUUCAUUCCGUUUCUUUGCGGCUGCAGUGUCUCGAGUUUUUCGUUGUGGAUGUAGUGACACAAGUUUUUCGAAAAUUUUACGAUGAGUGGUUAUAAGAAAAAUUAUACGCCGACAUGGACCAAAGGAAAUCUAAAUCCAUCGACUUACUCUGGAAGUUCAAGUUCAAAGAUCGAGCGUUCGUUAAAGUACGGCGGCGUUUAUCCACGACCAGCUAGCGAUCCAAAACCUAGUAGUGAGAGAAGUGCGACCCUUCGUUUAGGGCAAAAGUACGGCCAUUUCUGUGACGGUUCCCGAGAUACAGAUAAAUACGCCGGACCAGUAACAGCUCGACUGAAGGAAAUUGAUAAGAAAGAGACCGCUCCUCCGCCAGUAUCUUACCGUUCCAUUUCAAGACCGUCAGGGACAAGAUCCAGGGAUCCUAGUGCCGAGCGAGAAACCACCGAGAGAAUGUCGACCCUAUCGAUUCACAAUUGCAAUUCAUUGUAUCCGACUCCGAUCAACGUUAGAUCAGUAAGUCACGACCGUAGUGAUACGAGCACGCCCAGUUCUACUAUUCCCAAAUACACUGGCCGAUCGUCCAUAACGAAAAGUGACAAGUUUGGAUUAAUCAGGUCCUCUAGAAACGAAUCAAAGGAGGAUUUAACGAAAUUCAAAACCAUAACUAAAGCAACUUCUAGGGAGGACUUAGAUAGCGGUCCCAAGAAGUAUAUCACGAGCAGAUUUUUGCCCAAAAACACUAUUGAGAAAAGUAAUACGGCUUAUCUUCGACCGUGCUCGGCCAGAAUUUCUUCCAGUCAAAGAGAUUCCAGUAGAAAAAACAGAGAAAUUUUGAAUCUACUGUCCGCUCAAACUGAUAGAAGCAGCAGACCUACAAGCAGAUGUUCGAAUGUAUCCGACAACAUCCCCAGAGAAACCAGUACCACCACAACUACAGAGUCACUCGAAAGAACUCCGUCUGACUUAAAUUCCGAGAAUUCCAAGUCUGCAAAAGUGAACAACACUUCUGCAACCCCAUGGUCUUCGUAUCUAGAUUUAAAAUUUUCCAGUCCUAAAAAUACAAAGGCGUCGCCAAGCUCUAGUCAAAGUCAAAUACCAAAAAAUUCAAGUUCCAAUAAGCAAACGGUGAGUAAAAGUUUCACGCCGACGGACUCAAAAUCGAAAUUGUCGAAAAGCUCACCUAAAACCUCUCGACGUUCGACAUUAAACAAAGAUUUUCGUAAGUCGGUCUUGAAUAUGAGUCCCGAAAGUAAGAUGAGACACCAUAACGGAUCGGUCAGUCCGGCGGACUCCGAGGCGGAAUUUCCCACAUCGGAGGCAACCGAUGUGUCCGAGAACCUAUCCAGCUGUAUGUCGUACCACAAACAAUCAUCGUCGGCAUCUCGACUGCCCAAAAAGAGCAGCGAGACGAGCGAAACUAGAAGCGUUAGGUCAAAUACGCGUUCGCCUAGCGUUCCAUUAGAAGGACACUGCGAGUCGACCACAGCCAGCGGAAGCGAAGACGACGUAAAAACCAAAUCCACUUACACAAAAUCUGAGAGUAAAAUUAGUAAAUCACAUCGAACGUCUUUGCUGAGCGAACGCGGUGAUGGUUCGCCCAAACCUCCGAUGAGUCCGCGGCCCAAGACCGAAAAAGAAUCAUUUUUGACAAGAGCUUUGACUCCUGUGGCUGCCGCAUUCAAAAUUAAACGCCCAGAUUCAGAUUCUAGAGUUAACUGGAUGGACAGCAGUACCGAUAAGGACAACGAAAGUGGCAAGGUAAAGGAGGAGUCAAAAUCUCCGAAAAUACGGGCGAUGCGUCGUAUUGACAGUGGGGAGCGAGCGUGGUGGUUAGACGAGAGCGCAACUCCUCCGGAGGGUGUUGAGGUGUACCCUGUGGGAACGCCACCUCAGGACAGCCAAAAGAGCGACUACUUUCACAAGUAUCGUAUACGGCACAUCGAUUCCGGCGAAAAAGCGUGGUGGUUGAGUAGCAACGAGAACAUAUCGGAGGCGGCAAGCCAACCAAAGUCGGCGAGCAAAGAGCCCGCUUACAAAAUUACCCAUCAGGUUUCCGGCGAGAGGGCGUGGUGGAUGAAAACACCUCCUAAGUCGCACCAGCACUCAUCCGAUACGGAAUCGGAAAACGAACAAAAUAUACCGUUAGGCGAUCGCGCCAGUCCCGACGGAUUGGAGAUGCCAAAGGAGGAGGAACAAAUCUCCAAAUUGAAGAAGCCAAAUUCGUUGUUUAUUUCAAAGCACAAGAACAUCGACGAUAUUCUCGGCGGCUCCAACGUCUCCCUGAGUCCGUUAAUGGAGCAAAUUUUCAAUUACCAGGAACGAAGGAGGAGUUUUGAGGAAGUGCAGCCGAAUCAAGUGAAGAUCCAUGACAGUACUCCACAGCGGGGAGUCAUUCAACCAGCACGUAUAGAUGUCGGCGUAAUUUCGUCGCCCUCUUCGGCCGGCCAAUAUGACAGACUGGACGAUGCCUCCUUACAACUGUACAAAGAUGGAGAUUACGGUUCCUAUUUAGACCUGGACGCCUCGAUUAGCGAACAACAGGAGGAAUUCGAAGGAUUUCAAUUAAAGUAAGUCUUUUUAUCGCGAGUCCAUAAAUCUUGCUCGAAGUCUCCGGUUAAUUUAAUCAGUUGAAUCACCGAAAGUUCAAUUCGAAAUGAAUUAUGGCUUAAUGAGGUGAUACAUUUGAAAAGCGUAUAAAUGGUACUUUCGAGUAAAUGAUAAAUAGCCGUCGGAUGCGUAGAAAUAUAACGAAGGUCCCGAGGGUAUUUGAAAAUGUUAUUA
This is a messenger RNA of Photinus pyralis (common eastern firefly), 2936 nucleotides long. RefSeq names its product micronuclear linker histone polyprotein-like. The coding region runs from base 240 to 2726 and encodes 828 amino acids. The record is from RefSeq and is a predicted model, not a curated record. The transcript is spliced from 6 exons. NCBI's taxonomy places the organism in Eukaryota, Metazoa, Arthropoda, Insecta, Coleoptera, Lampyridae.